Penicillium vulpinum is the source of this 558-nucleotide messenger RNA. Its product is annotated as ATPase AAA-type core. NCBI's taxonomy places the organism in Eukaryota, Fungi, Ascomycota, Eurotiomycetes, Eurotiales, Aspergillaceae. Gene Ontology annotation, biological process: mitochondrial respiratory chain complex III assembly; protein insertion into mitochondrial inner membrane from matrix. Gene Ontology annotation, molecular function: ATP binding; ATP hydrolysis activity. The record is from RefSeq and is a predicted model, not a curated record. Gene Ontology annotation, cellular component: mitochondrial inner membrane. The coding region runs from base 1 to 558 and encodes 185 amino acids. The transcript has a single exon.
AUGAAAUCACAAUCUAUCGCGGUUUUGUUGAACGGAAACAACCAUUUGGGUUUCAACUAUGUCGAACUCUCCUCGUCCAUUGUCAACUCUGGCCUUCCCCCAAACAUCAAGGAUGGUAUGAUUGAAAACAUAAAGGAAUUCCUGAGUCCACAAAGCAAAGCUUGGUACAAAUUUCGUGGCAUUCCAUACCGCCGAGGUUAUCUUCUCUAUGGUCCUCCUGGAACCGGAAAGUCAAGUAUAUGCUCUGCAAUUGCGGGGCGCCUGUGGCUUGAUAUCUACACGAUUAGCCUGAACUCUCGAAAGCUUAACGACGAUAUGUUGAACAAGUUCUUCCAAAGUCUUCCGAAACGUUGCAUUGUGCUUUUUGAAGACGUGGACAAUGCCGGAAUUGGUCAAGAGGCUUCGCAAAUGAAGAACACUGACACCUUCGCACACGCACAAGGCGUAAUUUUAUCAUUUUCAUCAAUCAAGCCAACUAUAUCCCUGAGCCACAAUAUCGCGGUGGUCUACAGCGAAUCAGAGCUCGUCUGUUAUUGGACUUUUUUACUCGGAAACUAA